AUGAAGCUGUUGAAUAUUGCAGCGUCUUAUCAAUCUUAUGUGGCCAUCAGAAAUCAGAGUUCACUUGAUUUGCCAAUUCUUUGUACGGUCACAAAUCAUGAAGAUGCACUUUCUGCAGAAAUAAAUAAGGUUACCAGGAGAACCAGAGCGACCAUACUGUGUGCUCUGCCUGCAAAAGCUAAAUCAACAAUGGAAAACGAAUCUUCAACGAGUUACAUGUCCCGAUAUAUGUAUGACAUCACUCGCGGACUUGCUAAUUUAAUCGGCAAUUACGAUUGUUUUAAGUCUGGGAGGACUGUCUACAAGGAGUUGGGAAAUGGUGUUCGUCGGAAAUCUACUAGAAAUCCGACUGUCAAAGUAUACUAUUUCUCACAACGUUUUUUGGAUGAAAAAUAUUUCUUCCAAAAAACCCUGUCUUAUUGUGGUGACAGGAUUAGUGACUUAAACAUCUCCACUUUCAACAUGAAUAGCCCUGCAACGCAGAAUGCAGGUGCGAUAAUUCAAAUGGCAGCUACUUUAUCAUUUUCGACAGCCCGUCCACUUCAGUAUUUUUCAGAGUUAACCGUCGCCGUACCAGUAACAUCGGUUCCCUGGCAGUUUGCCAACACAGUUCAUGACCAGAAUCACAAAGAAACACAAAUAACAGGGUUUUGGAUUGAUAUCUUCGAAGCAGCUGUUACAAUGAUGCCAAUCAAUACCACUUACAAACUGGUCCCAUUUUACGGUUCUGAUGAUCAAUUGCUCAAGGAAGUUGCUCGCAAGACUUUUGAUGCAGCUGUUGGCUUAACAGUAAUUACAGAGUACCGGUCCCAGGUUGUAGAAUUCUCAUAUCCCAGUUUUGAAGUAGGACCGGUGGUAGUGAUGAAGAAAGAUUUUGAAUUGAACCAAGUUUUUUCAUUCAUGAGCCCUUUUACCGACGACAUGUGGCUUACUUUGGCAUUAAUGACUAUCUUCACUGCUUUUGUUAUUUGGUUAGUUGAACAUAGAACUGGUAAUGAAUCUGGAGGUAACUUGCCUGCUAGAAAAGUUGGAGCUAUCUUCUGGUUCUCUUUUGCGACUCUCUUCUAUGGAGGACAUAGAGAAUCACCCAGGAACAGCUUAACUUAUUUUGUACUGGCCCCAUGGUUAUUCCUGAUCCUGGUUGUCACUUCAACCUAUACAGCGAGUUUUACUUCCAUGAUAACAGGCUCAGAAACCGAGUCAUCUAGCUUGGAUAUAGAAAACCUCAAGAUAACAAAUGCAAUUAUCGGUUGUGAUGGAGAUUCUAUUAUCUUCCGUUAUAUAGUGGAGGUCUUUGGUUUCCAGCGAAAGAAUAUCAAGAACAUUGCUCAAUCUUCAAUUGAUGAUUAUGCAAAGGCUCUAUCAAGUGGAAAGAUAAAGGCUGCAUUCCUUUUGACGCCUUAUGCCGAUGUUUUCCUUGCAAAAUACUGCAAAGGCUUCAGUGUGUGGAACCCAAUACGUAAUCUACACGGUUCUACAGUUGUGUUUCCACAGGGUUCUCCUUUUGUUGAAGAGAUGUCAGUUGCAAUGUCGAGAUUACUGGAGAGCGGAAAAUUCAAACAAAUGCAGGAAGAAAUGCUAUCUUCUUCAGAUUGUUCGGGUUCAACAAUUGAUGGUACCAUAAAACGAGGAAUAGGGCCAGGGCCCUUCUCAGGUUUGUUUAUUUUAUCAGGCGGGACAUCUGCACUUGCAAUGUUCAUCACGGUCAUUCCCCUGAUGAAAAGACGUUGGGAGAGCUGCAUCCAGAGAAUGUUGAUAGGCAGAGGACUUUGGGUGUGGCUCACAACUCUGUUCUCUCAAACCCUGAGAAGAAAUGAGCUUGAAAUUCAAUAUCAAGGAUAAGUUCCCCCUCUCAAACACAA
Messenger RNA from Theobroma cacao (cacao), 1862 nucleotides. The record is from RefSeq and is a predicted model, not a curated record. Lineage: Eukaryota; Viridiplantae; Streptophyta; Magnoliopsida; Malvales; Malvaceae.